Molecule: messenger RNA, 618 nt
Organism: Thyridium curvatum
Lineage: Eukaryota; Fungi; Ascomycota; Sordariomycetes; Thyridiales; Thyridiaceae
Exons: 1
Coding region: 1-618 (205 amino acids)
Source: RefSeq, a predicted model, not a curated record
AUGUGCAACAAGGUCUUCUACCAGUACUCCUGCGGUCACUCCACCGUCACCGUCUACGAGUGCAACAGGCACUCCGCCGACGAUGCCGACCGGACCUGCAAGCACAACAGCUGGCAUAUGACCCCCCUGGAAGAGAUCUGCUACGUCUGCGACAUGCCCGGCCCCCCCUCGCCAAGAUCCCCGUCCUCCCGAAUGUCUUUUUCUUCUUCUUCUUCGUCUUCCUCUUCUUUCCUGAGGGUGUCGCCUCCCAGACCGUCAUCGUCAUCACCGUCAUCAUCGCCUCCGUCUCUUUCUCGCCUUCGACUCGGCUCAGAGACCAGCUCCGAGACCGUCCUCGUCCGCCGGCCUAAGCAGCCGCUCGACGCCGACGCCGACGCCGACGCCGACUUCCCCCCUCCGACCAGCAUCUUCUCGACGGAGCGCCUGACCAGGUCGGAGGAAGUGUGUGCUGCCUACGAGGACUUCCGCACCGUGGUCCGCGGCGAGGAGCUGGUGGAUGUCGUGCCUCUGCGGACCCGGAAGCUCGUCAAUGCCAGGGCCGACCCGCCGCCCGGGCAGAUUGCUCGUCUCUUCGACAUGCUGUCCCGAGCUCCACAGCUGGUUCCGGGCAACACUUGA